Molecule: messenger RNA, 366 nt
Organism: Penicillium cataractarum
Lineage: Eukaryota; Fungi; Ascomycota; Eurotiomycetes; Eurotiales; Aspergillaceae
Product: TauD/TfdA dioxygenase family protein
Exons: 2
Coding region: 1-366 (121 amino acids)
Molecular function (GO): oxidoreductase activity
Source: RefSeq, a predicted model, not a curated record
AUGAUUUCAAUGUGCUUGUUCGGUCUUCUCCGACUCCUUCUGUUGCGUCUGGCACCGCGACUCUUGGCUGCGCGCGCUCCUCAUCGUCUGGUACAACUACACAAACCGAGCAGCCGUAUGAACCUGUACAUUGCGGCGCAUGCAUACCGCAUAGACGGGUGGACCAAAUCAGCUAGCAAACCUGUGAUCGAGGCUUUAAUGCAGCAUGCAAGUCAAGAGAAAUAUACUUUCAAAGUGGAUUGGGAAAACAACGGUGAUAUGAUUAUAUGGGAUAACACGUGUGUAAUGCACCGAUCAUCCGGAGGCUCAUACCAGGGACGUUAUGUCCGCGAUAUGCGAAGAGCCACCGUCUAUGACUCUGCCUGA